AUGUAUUUCUCCAAGGGUGUUAUUGCCGUGACGGCUUCCUUCGUGUCCCUUGGUCUCGCUGCCGACCCUCUAUCCUUCACUUCCUGGCCCAAGGAGCCUCUCCAACCUGGCAAGCCGGUCACCCUCACAUGGACUGGUGCGACUCCUGGUCAGCCUGUGACCAUCCUCCUCCGCCAAGGUUCCUCGGGCGAUCUGCAGGAUGUCAAGCCAAUCACUACCGAUGGAAAGGGCGGCACCUUCACCUGGACUCCUGACAACGAUGUCAAAUCGGGCGACACCUAUGCCUUCCAAAUCUUGCAGAAAGACCAGACUAACUAUACCGCUCUGCUUAAGUCGGCCGGCAAGCCCGCGGCCGAUAUUCCCGAGGCUAAGGAUACCACCGAAACUGGCACUGCUACUUCUACUGCUGCAGCCACCGGUACCUCUACUGGUGCUACUGAUACCUCCACUGGUACUUCUGGCACCACCACUGGCACCGAAAACACUACUGGCACUAGUACUGGUACCACUGCCCAGACCACUGAUGCCCCUAACACCCAGACCACUGGUACUACCGAAACAACGCAUGGAACCCACACCACAAUGACUAGCACUGCCAGCAAGGCCCUCAUCAACUCUGCUGUCAACUCAUCAGGCAGCCCUUCUAGCUCUUCUCACGUCAGCUCAACCGAUAAGCCGAUGGCUACCAGCACCGAGGUUGUCGAUGGUAAAAAAGCAUCCUCAACCGGAAGCGUGCAGACUGGUGCUGCUUCUAUCCCACAAUACUCCGUGCAAUUGGUGAUGGGUAUUGCCGGUCUUUUGGCCUGCCUUGUCUAG
Penicillium roqueforti is the source of this 816-nucleotide messenger RNA. RefSeq names its product GPI anchored serine-threonine rich family protein. The record is from RefSeq and is a predicted model, not a curated record. Bases 1 to 816 code for a protein of 271 amino acids. NCBI's taxonomy places the organism in Eukaryota, Fungi, Ascomycota, Eurotiomycetes, Eurotiales, Aspergillaceae. The transcript is spliced from 2 exons.